UUUCCGCAUCGACAGCGUUAUGUUUGUUUACACCCUAGUUACCAUCAGAUUCUAAUCAAUAAGUUGCUUCACAAUUUUCUCAAAGUUAUUCUUGAAAUUUUGCCCUGAAAUAAGUGUAAUUUACACAAAACUUACCGCAAUACCUUCGGCAAUAUGCUGGAUGGGUGGUACUGUCGUUCGAUGAACGAACAAGCACUUCAGCAACAGCAGCAGCAACAACAUCCGCACCCGUCCCAAUCGCAGCGGAGGAACUCCCUGGAUGGGGACGAUUUGGGCGACCGGGAUGGAGGGGACAGUUCCGGUCAGGAAGAGGACAGCGACGAGGACAUCAUCCCGACCAGACGCAACGUCGACUACAAGGCACAGUACAACACGCUCAAGAAGAAGCUGAAAUAUCUUCUUUAUGAGAACGAAUUCUUCCAGGAAAAUCUACGCACCAGUCAGCGUCGGCUGCUGAAGGUUACCCGGGACCGGUCGUUCCUGCUCGACCGGUUGCUGCAGUACGAAAAAACUGAUCUCACAUCUUCGGAGAGCGAGGACACCGAAUCGUCGGAUGAUUCCUCCAAAAUGGAACCCACUCCAACGGUGGGCCGGAAGCGCAAGAACGACCCAUCCACAUCAAACAAUGCGUCGCUGGUUAAAAAUCCACCGAAGCGCAGGAAACCUGGCCCCAAGAAGCAAAUCCCACAGCACAUGGUGCUUCAACAGCAAGCGAUUCUGCAACAGCAACGACAACAUCAGGCGCAGAUUAUGGCCCAGCUUCAGGCCCAGUCUCAACAAUUCCACCAGCAGCACCAGAUCGUGAACAAUCAUCAUCACCAUCAGCAGCAACAGCAGCAGCACCAAGAAGGACACCUGACGACGGAGGAAGUCGAGCGACAUCUGCAGUCUCGAGCCCAAUCCAUGCUGGAGGUGGUCCCCGAGGGAGAACUGCCCAACGAGAUGUUCAGCCAGAAUCCCUCUAGCGAAUCCAACGACCAGAUGGUGGACACUUCACCGAGCAACAUCGGCGAGGAGUGUCUCUCGGUGGAUUUGAACAUGAUGCAGCAGGAAUGACCGAUCGGAGAGAGAAGCGAUGGCGGGGCAGGUGGGAGAGAGUCGUCCGCGUAGGAUUAGUUUUACGGUAUGAUAAUAUGAGUAGUUUGACAUAAACUGUAUGUUUAAUUGGCAA
Aedes aegypti (yellow fever mosquito) is the source of this 1171-nucleotide messenger RNA. Its product is annotated as putative mediator of RNA polymerase II transcription subunit 26. Gene Ontology annotation, biological process: chromatin remodeling. The record is from RefSeq and is a predicted model, not a curated record. Bases 154 to 1056 code for a protein of 300 amino acids. The transcript has 2 exons. NCBI's taxonomy places the organism in Eukaryota, Metazoa, Arthropoda, Insecta, Diptera, Culicidae. Gene Ontology annotation, cellular component: nucleus; Ino80 complex.